This is a messenger RNA of Athalia rosae (coleseed sawfly), 1520 nucleotides long. RefSeq lists its product as uncharacterized. The record is from RefSeq and is a predicted model, not a curated record. The coding region runs from base 120 to 1103 and encodes 327 amino acids. The transcript is spliced from 3 exons. NCBI's taxonomy places the organism in Eukaryota, Metazoa, Arthropoda, Insecta, Hymenoptera, Athaliidae.
UAAUAAUAAAUUAAUGAACUAGAUUUCCAUGUCGGUUUUUGAGGUAGGAGAGAUGGCGAAUAUUCUCGAAUAUUUCGAUCUUCCAAUCAAGGAAUCGCGGCCGUAGCCUCGGCGGGGAGAUGGACGGUGGAAGACAAUCAAAAGUAAAGCGCGCCGCCCGUAGGUCCCGAGAAAUUGAAUUUGAGUUGGCGAAGCUUUACAAAAAGUUUCCCUGCUUAUGGAUGACCGAUUCUCCGACCUACGAAGACCUCGAAGGUCGGUACGCGGCCUACUCGAGAAUCGUCGAAGCUCUGCGGCCGAGGUUUGGAAAUCUAUCGCUUCCGACGGUCGUCUACAAAAUCCGCGACCUCCGUUACAGAUACUGCGUGGAGUUAACAAAAAUCGAGAGGGCGGCCGUCUCCGGAGUAAAUUACACACCGAACGUCCCUUGGUUUCCGGUUAUGCGUAGCUUUCUCGACCUCCGGUUCAGGACCGAGGAGAUCGAGGACCCCCCUCAGAGCUCCGACGAAUUAUUCAGCAGCAACGACGGCGACGACGAAGCGCAGAUGAAAAUUCCCAACGACUACAACGACUACGACGGUACCCGACUGACUCCGUCCAUGUGCCGAACAAUUUAUGACAACCGUCUAAAAAUAGGGGACAGCAAAAGCACCGUCGGGGAAUCCGAGGAAUUGGGUAAUGAUCGCGAAGUAGAAGCGGGAGCGCCGGUGGCCGCCGUGGAAAACCGCGUCGAGGUCUGCAUCGGUGAUCGGGCGUGGGGAGAAAUUUCAAAAAUUAAAUAUCAUUCGGCGAACGAAUUUACCGGGAGGGGAUCAUCCCCCCUCGGUGAAUCUCCCUCCGAAUCAGCGGCGGGAUUCGGAAAAAAAUCAAGCGACGCGCCCUCCGUAAUUCCUGUUGUCGACGAUCACCGGGACCACCGAAAAACGUUGCUUCGAAACGAAGUUACGCUCCGUCCUGCCGGUACCGAAUUCGACGAGUUCGAGGCCUUCGGGACGAGCGUCGGAAGCCAGUUGAAGAGACUGGAGCCUUCGCUGGUCGCGAAGCUGGAGGUGAAAAUUCUUCUGAUCUUGAACGAGGAGAGAAGUAGGUGCGCGCGGCUGUAAUAUGGAAAAUAGGAGAUCGCCCUUGGUCUGGCUCCGGACGGAAGAGCGAAAUAAAGGUGUAUUCGGUAUCGACAAUGCCCGGAACUUCGCGCCGCGGUUCUUGGACGUUGUUCCCGUCGGGGGGAUAUAUAUCCGCGUGUUCCGCCGCACGCGGGACACGACGAACAAAAGGGUCGGCGAUAAUUCCAUCCACGUUGUCACCAAACGACCCAACAAUACGUGCCGUCAGAUAAUCGACCCUCGUCACAAUGGCCCAUCCUUUCCGCACCAGUAUCGGCCUGCAAAAUUGUGCAAAAAUCCGUUCGCUGUGAUGGACGAGCCCGAGCAAAAGACCCUUUGAAUAUAACGAAUCGUAAUCCGCGCUGUACGAGCGUGCGAUUCACCGGCAAAAAAAACUAAAGAGGGAAAAUAAAAUAA